AUGAAAGUUGCAAGCUGUGGCAUCCACGGUUUUCAUGAGACCAUCGGCCUUGAUGUCAACGAGAUACGAGUAUUCUGGACGCUUGAGAGCGACGAGUAUGCUGAGCAAACCGCCUACCGUGUGAUAAUCUCGUCAUCGGACUCAAGCAUAGCUGCUGAGGCAGCCAUCAACGCCACCUGGGAUUCUGGUAAAGUCUCCACGAACGAGCAGCGAAACAUUCUCUGCAAACCCAAGGAUGGUUUCCGCUCAACAAGCUUCUACUACUGGAGAGUGACAGUAUGGGACAAACAGGAUGUUGCUUCCCACUCUGAGGUCCAGACCUUCUUCACCGCAUACCCCAGAUCUCAACUGCUGCCACCUUACUCCAUGAACCAGAAGUACAUGCCACAUUCAAGUCUCAUCUUUCGUACAUGGUUUGAAGACAUCGAGAACAAGUGGAAGGCUGUUUGGAUUGGAGAUGGUGGUGACAAGCCAUUGUACAUUCGUAAAGGCUUCAAUUUGGCUCGUAAGCCAACCAAGGCUAUAGCUCUCGCUUCAGGUCUUGGACAUUUUGAUCUUCACGUGAACGGUCAACCUGCUUCUGACCAUGUCAUCGAUCNNCCGGGUGUAAGUCAUUCUAUGUUAUCGUAUGUUGCAAGCCGCUCAUCGUUUCUAGGGUCGAACUACCACCGUACCGUUCAGUACGUCGGCUACGACCUAACAGCACACCUUGACGCUGGAGAGAAUGUUCUCGCAGCACAUGUCGGUAACGGUUUCUAUGCCGGUAGCGGCACCGAGGAAGACCGAUUCUUCUGGCCCAUGUAUGAAGACAACACUUAUGUUCGCUAUGGCAAUGAGUUGUGCUUCUUCGCCGAGCUUCACUUGUUCUAUGAGGAUGGCACCCACGACAUCAUUCACACCGACCCCUCAUGGAAGGUCCGCAAGAGCGCGACUACGCUUGCGAAUAUCUAUGCUUCUGAGACGCACGACAAGCGUCUAUAUCCCUCGGGUUGGACGUCGCCGGGCUUCGAUGGGAGCGAGUGGAGUCUUGCAAAGCCGCUGACCGGACCUCGGGGCUUGCUGCGCUACCAGAGUCAGCCACCAGUCAUUCUUCACGACAAACUUGAGCCUCAGUCUACAACAAAUCCUCGACAUGGUGUGGUCUGCUUCGACCUCGGACAGAAUGCUUCCAUCAUGCUUCAUCUGUCUGUAGAAGGGCAAGCCGGUUCCGAGAUCAUUGUCCGAUACUCCGAAACGGCCAACGAUGACGGAACAGUCUUGAUGCCUGACCCGCUGUUCAAAGAUUUCGAGACCAAGGUCUACUCCAAGAUAUAUCUGACUGGAACAGGCGGGCCCGAGGAUUGGCGACCAGACUUUUCAUUUACUGCUGCUCGAUUCAUACAGAUCGAAGGUGUUGCAACGGAAGACGGACACGGACUCCCUGUUGUACGUUCUGUAUAUGGAAGACACAUCUCCUCUGCCUCCCAGCGUGUAGGCUGCAUGAAGACCGACAAGGACGAUGUCAAUGCAUUGAUCAAGGCAUCGCAAUGGUCGCUAUCCAGUAACAUCUUCAGUUACCACACAGACUGUCCACAGAUUGAGAAAUUCGGCUGGCUUGAGGUAACUCACCUUCUGNCACCUGCGUCGCAAUACGUGUUUGGUAUGGAAGCACUCUACACCAAAAUCAUCUACGAUAUGAUCGACGCUCAAGAACCUAGUGGUCUUGUUCCAACAAUGGCGCCUGAAAUCAGAUAUAUGUGUGGCCCUCUGCACGAUACAAUCAGUUGGGGUGGAGCAUUGUGCUUGUUACCCGAGUUGCUUGUCAAGUACUACGGCUCCACCUGGGUCAUACCGCAAGUCUACCCAGCCGCUGUACGAUACAUGGAGUACAUGAAGACCAAAGAACGCCUUGGAGGGCUCAUCGAACACGGUCUAGGAGAUUGGGGUCGCGACAUUGCUUGGGGCAACCUUCAAGCCAACAUCGAAACCGCCUACUACUACAAAUGCCUCCAGAACACCGCAAUGAUGGCCAAACACCUCGGUCACUCCGAAGAAGCUGCAAAAUAUGAAGCUUGGGCUGCGCGAGUCCUCAAGGUAUACAAUCGCGAACUCCUCGUCACGGAUGAUGAGACUCUGCCGUACGCUUACUACACCUCCCGCGACAACAUCGGCCAAAGAGACUGCCAAGCCGUCGCUCAAGCAUACGCUCUGCAAUUCAACAUGGUGCCUCUCCAACACAUUCCCUCAAUCCAACGCGCCUUCCUCGCCAGCGUAAGCGACAACCGUAUUCGCUCCGGCGAACUCGGUCUCAAAUGCAUCUUCGAAACCCUGGUCGAUCUGCAGCGUCCGGAUAUCGUGCUGGCAAUGGCCAGACAAGAAGAACACCCUAGUUACAUGCGCUUCUUACGCAAUGGCGAGACCACUUUUCUUGAGUUCUGGCAAGAUGAGUGUAGAUCUAAGAGUCAUGAUUUGUUUUGCACUAUUCAUGAGUGGUUUUAUGCUGGUGUGUUGGGAAUACGACCGCGGGGAGAUGCAUACAGGACUUUUAGCAUUGAGCCGCCGUAUGAUUCCGAGUUCAAGGAUGUGGAGGGUCAUGUGGAUUGUCCCUACGGCAGGAUCAUGGUCAAGUUUAGCCAAACUGUUGAGAGAGUGGCUCUGAAUGUCUCUGUUCCGGUGGGAACAAAGGGGUCAAUCAAGGUUCCCGAAAGUGUCAAGUCGUCAGUCAAAGUAUCCCGAGGAGACGAGAUCUUGACAGUGGAGGCAAAGAAUCAGUAUCUGGACUUGAGAAAUGGCAGCUACUCCAUCGAAUUUCGGUGA
Aureobasidium vineae is the source of this 2796-nucleotide messenger RNA. The record is from the annotation of a GenBank genome assembly. Lineage: Eukaryota; Fungi; Ascomycota; Dothideomycetes; Dothideales; Saccotheciaceae.